UUGUGGUGUCUUUGAACUGAUAAAAAUAUUUGGAAAAGUUUGCAUGUCAGGUUCAUGCCUGCUCUGUGAGCUUGUGAAAGGUGAGAGAGAUUGCAAGAAAGCUAUUCAUAAUUUGCAGAAUUUGGGUUGGUUGUUGAGGUUUUUUUUCCUCCAUAGCAAAACCACUAAGAUGGUCUGUGUUGAGGUAUCGCUUUAUCUUGACCACAUUUUUUUUACUAAAUCUUCACUCAAAAUACUUUAAUGAAGAGAAAAAUGUUUGGUUUUGAUAGGUGCUUCCCAGUUAAUAAAGUUGAAGUUAAAUUUAUGGAGGCAUAUCAGUGCUUUUGGUAUGUGUAAUCUCUCAAAAACAUUAUCUUUCAAAAGAUAACAUCAUGACUAAGUCCAGAAGAAACCCAUAAAUCCUGAAAUUAUGAGUGGAUACAGCUGCAGUACCAUACUGCUCUUGCUGCAUUCCAGCUACCCCCACAAGUGGUGGGACAAACAGAAAAAUACAGAGUAACUUCUAAGGAAAAAAUUAUUAUAGGGAGCAAGGAAAGUAGCUGUAAGGUCAAGGCUGAAGGAUGGAAGGUUUCCACAAACAGAGGGAUUAAGGGAAUAACUGUAGAUAUAUAUCCAUACUGGUACAGAGGGAUAGCCAAAGUGCCAAUGUAUAGACGGGGAGGGCAGCAUGAAAGUGCUGUAUUUCAUUGCUCUCUCUACCUUACAAACCAGCAGUAUGCUGUGGGACAAUUUCUUUCUGAUGAGCUGUCACCAUCUAAACUAUAUAGGAAGGCUGGAGUGGAAAAAACAGAUGGCACACAGGGAAAAGCAAGUGACAUCGUUCAUCUCUGUCUGAUUUCUUUACCCUUCAUACAGAAUUUGGUGGGUGGGGGAGAAUAAAAGCCCAGAUGGGACUCUUCUCCAUUCCCACACCGUCCUCCCUGCCCUAGGAAAUCUCACGAGACUCCUUCAACUUCUCACACAAGCUAUUGGUAGAAAAAAGAUUUUCCAUCAUUCCUGAGCAUCUCAAGUGACUGGCUUGAAAAGGCAUUUUUCCUGUGAGGAAGAGAGAUUAACACAGCAGUGCAGAGAGAAGAGGCACUGAAAGAAGUACAGUUCUGUAGGUGCAUAGUCCCCAUGGACCAUUGGCAUCAGGUAGAGUGACCCACCUGGUACAGCCCUCCCAGCCUGCUUGGCCGCUUGCCUGGCUCUGCCGAGUUGCAUUGAGCGCUGCCCAAAGGUAUGUCAGAGUAAACAAGGAGACAUUCCCUGUGAGCAGACAGCGUGCGAAACCAAUGGUGUGCCUUCAAACUCCAGGCCUGCAUAGUGAUGGCUUUAUUGCAAAUCAGUCAUUGGAUUUAAGUCAUGUUUUAAACAGCUUUAUUCAUAGACUGUGGAGCUGGAAAGCAAGUGGUGUUUUAGGAAGCAAUAGUUAAGGGGACAACCUGGCAGUGCUGUGCCAACAACAGACAACUACCUUUCUGAAAAAGUCUUGUUGCAGCUGGGCUGCAAAGGUCUGUGUCCAGUUUACACUCAGAGCCGGGACGACAGCACUGAAAAGGUCUGAACCAGAAAAACUUCUCCUAUGAGCUGGCCCAAAAGGUGCUUGCAGUUCAAAAGAAGAAGUAGUUCUUUGUCAUGAAACGCAAAAGGGGUGAAGUGAAGAAGUGAAGCCUCCCAGCUGAACUACUAUGAGGUCAGAAGCCUUGCUGCUAUAUUUCACACUGCUACACUUUGCUGGGGCUGGUUUCCCAGAAGAUUCUGAGCCAAUCAGUAUUUCGCAUGGCAACUAUACAAGACAAUAUCCGGUGUUUGUGGGUCACAAACCAGGGCGGAACACCACGCAGAGGCACCGGCUGGACAUCCAGCUGGUCAUGGUCAUGAACAGGACCCUCUACGUUGCUGCUAGGGACCAUAUUUAUACUGUUGAUAUGGACACAUCACAUACAGAAGAAAUCUAUUUUAGCAAAAAAUUGACAUGGAAAUCUAGACAAGCUGAUGUAGACACAUGCAGAAUGAAGGGAAAACAUAAGGAUGAGUGUCAUAAUUUUAUUAAGGUUCUCCUAAAAAGAAGUGAGGAUACACUGUUUAUCUGUGGAACAAAUGCAUUCAACCCUUCUUGCAGGAACUACAAGAUGGAUACCCUGGAAGUUCUGGGAGAUGAAUUCAGUGGGAUGGCCAGGUGCCCCUAUGAUGCAAAGCAUGCCAAUGUUGCGUUGUUUGCAGAGGGAAAGCUGUAUUCUGCUACAGUGACCGACUUCCUUGCAAUAGAUGCAGUCAUAUACCGGAGCCUUGGAGACAGCCCAACUCUGCGGACAGUUAAACAUGACUCAAAGUGGUUGAAAGAACCAUACUUUGUCCAGGCAGUGGACUAUGGCAAUUACAUUUACUUCUUCUUCCGAGAAAUAGCAGUGGAGUACAACAGCAUGGGAAAGGUAGUUUUCCCAAGGGUGGCUCAGGUUUGCAAAAAUGACAUGGGAGGAUCUCAGAGAGUGCUGGAAAAACAGUGGACUUCCUUUCUCAAGGCUCGUUUGAACUGCUCAGUUCCUGGCGAUUCGCACUUCUACUUUAACAUACUCCAGGCAGUUACAGAUGUUAUCCAUUUCAAUGGUCGGGACGUUGUUUUAGCAACCUUCUCCACUCCAUAUAAUAGCAUCCCCGGCUCUGCAGUCUGUGCCUAUGACAUGCUUGACAUUGCCAAUGUAUUUACUGGGAGGUUCAAAGAACAAAAGUCUCCAGACUCAACGUGGACACCAGUUCCUGACGAACGAGUGCCCAAGCCCAGGCCUGGUUGCUGUGCUGGCUCGACAUUGUUAGAAAAAUAUGUAACCUCUAACGAGUUCCCGGAUGAUACUCUGAACUUCAUCAAAACACAUCCUCUGAUGGACGAGGCUGUACCUUCCAUUGUCAAUCGACCCUGGUUCCUGAGAACAAUGGUCAGAUACCGCCUGACCAAAAUUGCUGUGGACUCCGCUGCUGGGCCAUAUCAGAACUACACCGUGGUUUUCCUGGGAUCAGAGAAGGGAAUCAUCCUGAAGUUCUUGGCACGGACAGGAAACAGUGGUUUCCUAAAUGACAGCCUUUUCCUGGAGGAGAUGAACAUUUACAAUCCUGAAAAGUGCAGCUACGACGGCGUGGAGGACAAGCGCAUCGUGGGCAUGCAGCUUGACAAGCCCAGCAGCGCCCUAUAUGUUGCCUUCUCCACCUGUGUCAUCAAGGUUCCCCUGGGACGUUGUGAGCGUCAUGGCAAAUGCAAAAAGGCCUGCAUAGCAUCCAGAGACCCGUACUGCGGAUGGAUGAAGGAGAGCAGGGUGUGCACACAGCUGGUCCUUGGCUCCAAACUGACAUUUGAACAGGACAUAGAACAUGGCAAUACAGAUGGACUGGGUGACUGCCAAAAUUCCUUCGUAGCCCUGAAUGACAUCUCAACUGCUUCACCUGAUCAUGAAAUGUCUUACGACACAGUGUAUGGACACUCCAGUUCCCUAGUCCCAAGCACCACCACUUCCGACUCUCACGCUCGACAGGGUUAUGAUGCUAGGGGACGCAUGCUGGAUUGGAAGGAUCCGCUUGGUUCAUCUGAAAAUACAGAUCCAUAUGUGGCAGUUUCAUCCCAUAAUCAUCAAGACAAGAAGGGAGUGAUUCGUGAGAGUUACCUGAAGGGUCAUGAUCAGCUGGUGCCGGUCACCCUCUUGGCCAUUGCUGUUAUUCUUGCUUUUGUCAUGGGGGCCGUCUUUUCGGGCAUCAUUGUGUACUGCAUCUGCGACCACCGCCGCAGAGAUGUGGCAGUUGUGCAGAGGAAGGAAAAGGAACUGACCCACUCCCGCCGUGGCUCCAUGAGCAGCGUUACCAAGCUCAGUGGCCUCUUUGGGGAUGCUCAGUCCAAGGAGCCAAAGCCUGAAGCUAUCCUCACGCCUCUGAUGCACAAUGGCAAGCUGGCUACCCCAGGUAGCACUGCCAAGAUGCUAAUCAAAGCUGACCAGCACCAUCUGGACCUGGCUGCCCUGCCAACCCCUGAGUCCACCCCAACCCUGCAACAGAAGAGAAAGCCCAGCCGUGGCAGCAGGGAAUGGGAGAGAAACCAGAACCUCAUCAAUGCCUGCACGAAAGAUAUCCCCCCAAUGGCCUCUCCCGUGAUCCCAACUGACUUGCCACUCAGGGCUUCUCCUAGCCACAUUCCCAGCGUUGUGGUCCUGCCCAUAGCCCAGCAAGGCUACCAGCAUGAGUAUGUUGACCAGCCAAAAAUGAGUGAUGGGGCUCAGAUGUCUAUGGAGGACCAGAACGCCACCCUUGAGUACAAAACAAUCAAGGACCAUCUCAGUAGCAAAAGCCCCAGCCACGGGGUUAACCUGGUGGAAAAUCUCGACAGCAUGCCACCAAAAGUACCCCAGCGGGAAGCUUCUCUCGGGCCCCCAAGCGCCUCAUUGUCACAGAGUGGCCUGAGCAAGCGGCUGGAGAUGCACUCUUCUGCUUACAACGUGGACUACAAGAGAAGCUACCCUACAAACUCGCUCACAAGAAGCCACCAGACGUCGACCCUCAAAAGAAACAACACUAACUCUUCUAACUCGUCCCACCUCUCCCGCAAUCAGAGCUUCGGCCGAGGUGAUAAUCCACCGCCGGCCCCGCAGCGAGUGGACUCCAUACAGGUCCACGCUGCCCAGGCACAGGCUGUGACUGUAUCUCGGCAGCCAAGUCUUACCACCUACAAUUCGCUGACGAGGUCAGGGUUGAAACGCACACCCUCGCUAAAGCCAGAUGUACCUCCCAAACCUUCCUUUUCUCCACUCUCCACGUCCAUGAAGCCCAACGAUGCAUGUACAUAAUCAGAGUGGGGUGGGGGGGAUGAUGGCAAUUAAGCAGAGGUUGCCCUCAAAAUCCAGUGUUCUGCAACUGUUAUUGCUUGCUCCUCUGAGAAGAUGGUUGUUGUAAGCUGAAGAUGUGUUGAAUUUCUGCUCUCUGGGAAAAGUGGAAUAUUUUUUUAAACCCGAGCUAUAUGACUCAUGGUUGAAGGUUUGCAAUUGCAGGACUUGCCCCCACAACCCACCAGUUCUUUGCUCAAAAGAGUAACCCUCCAUCGCAAAUAUUGAGCCAAAAGCACACAGGUGAAAGAUGACUGUGACAUUUCACCCCCUGCCCCCAACUGCACAGUGCAUUCCUGAACUGGGAAAGAGUGCUCUGAAAAGCAAAACAAAUAAUUACAAAAACAAAUUUAAAAAGUACAAAAAAUAAAUUAAAAAGGAGAAAAAAGAAUCCAUUGACAAAGCUAACUCUGACUUAACAAUGGCAGAAGUUUUCUAUGUGUAGGUACUGUGAAAUGAUGCCCAUCAGUGUUACAGCCACUUGGUUACAGCAGUUAAAUGCCGUGUUGGGCAAACUAUGUCAUAGAUUUCUGCUACCCUUCUCUUUUAACGAGUAACACGUGACUGUUAAUGCAAGUAACUCCUCUUAUUUAUUGUUCAACUUUCUUUUUUCCUAAAGAAAUGACUUCUGUAUAUCAUCCUGAGAGCAGCUCUUCAGAGAAGUACCUUGAAAGCUAUACCUAUUUAACGUGAAACCCAUUAACUGGAGUAAUUAAAACUCUUUUAUUUUUCCAGUAAAUUCACUGAGUUAGGUAAGUUGGAGCUGGAAUUCUGAACUUUGUGCCUGGACUGCCUGAUUAGCUGAAAAAAGAAAAAAAAAAAAAAAAAGGGGAUAUCUAUUUAAGUCUCUCAGCUAAUUAGCUGGCUGGGCCUCUGACCUAAGACAGCGACAAACAAAUACCGCGAGUUCAUAACUUCUAAAGCAACUGCAAGAGAAACUCUUUAAAAGCUGCACAUUUGUGCACCAUUGCUAUCAACAUGGCUUUGUCAGUAGCUAAUACUUUCUGUGAAGGCACCAGCUUGUGAUGUGCCAUCUCAUUUCACCUUGCAUGUGAGACGGCAAACAAAAUCCUCAAACAGUGUGAACUAGUUAAUAUGCCGGCUGUUACCAUGCAUAAAUUAUGGUCUUAUCACACGGGUUUUUCGUGGGAAAUAUAUCUGUGAAUAGCCUGUUUUCUUCCACAUGUAAAUUUGUGCCUUACACCCUCAGUUGUGUAUACUUGUGAGCUGUAGUAUGUAAAAACCUUUUUCUUUUUCCCCUUUGAGUAAUGCAAAUAUUUAUUGAUCCUUCCUCCUCCAAGCCCUUUAAAGAACUGGAGUAAAGACAUAGAAAGAAGAACGUGGUGGUUAUUGUCAUAACCCCAUGUCCCUCAAGAAAUUAGGCUAGCACCAUAUCUUCCAUUUCAGUUUGACUUUAUAGCUGUGCCAAGUCCUCUCUCAAAACCACCUACAAGCGGUGACGCUCCCAAGGCACCAUGCUAGGAGUUCCGCCUUCCUCCACCUCCUGCUCCGCCUUUACUGCCUGUCAGCAUGGCAAUCAUUCUCAGUGGGCAGCAGGGAAGUUACCAACACCCUUGUCCACAGGGCUGGUGUGUUCCCUGGCCAGUGUGUUCCCCUUUGUCCAUGAGAGCUGGGGACAGAGGCCAGCCCUGCAGAAAGCCUGGCCGCGCAUCCUGCAGCACGCAGGGCUCAAGGAGCAAGGACAGGCUGGCAGGCUCCUGCUGUGGCUACCUGCUGCUCCAGAAGGAUGCUGCAUAUACUUCUUUGGGGAAAAAUGGCUUUGCUUUUUUUUACAUUUGUUUCUUUUGUGUGACUGUGCAUGUAGCUAGUGUGGGAGUGUGCGUGCACACAGGUGUGUGCGUGUGUGUGUGCACGCCAGUGUGCAAGUUUCUUUCCAGUCUUUCGGUUUAUGCAAAAACGUAGACGUGUUUUUAAUCUGUUACAAUAACUGUGUCAACAUACUGUAGAAAAAAUGAUGGGGAUCGCUUCUAAGCUUUUUAUAUAUAUAUAUCUACUGAACAGUAUGUUUGAGUAAGAUGGUUGUUUCUGUUUCAAUUUGUUUUUUAAAAUUUUAUACUUCCAUUUGUUUUUCAGGGCUUUGGUUUUGUUUCUGAAUGAUUGAAAAGACAGAUUUUAAGUCCAUUAGCUUAUAGAUGGUAUAUAUAAAGUCUGGAUGGUCUAGACCAAAGUGUGUAACAAGGGUGUUUGCAUGUUCUUUCAUUUCAUCACGGCUUCUUUUAUGAAACAGUUUUGUUCACCCCUAGUGAACUAUGCAGACUGGAGUAGAUAGAUUGGUAUCCAAACCAAUGUUGUUGUUUUAAUAAAAAGAAACAGAAGACCCUUUGAAAACAAUAGGUAGCAAGGUCAUUUUUUAAAAAGAACCAACUCACAACCUUUUUACCAAGCUCCAAACCACUGGAGCACCAAACGCGCAGGUGCCCUUGAUAUUACCCGAAAAGGUGUUCUCCCAAAACAUAGAGAUGAAUAAUCAUGGCAACAGCUUAUGCAGUGAUCUGCCUUCACAAUGUACACCACACUGGUUACUGGGUUGACCUGGAAACAUGUAUUUUGUACUUGGUGGAUCUUCUGCUUUUGUCCUUUCCCUCCCCAGUUCCCUUCCACCCUCUGUUUCGAGGAGUUCAUGAACCUACGUGUGCCUUUGCUUUCCACCCUUGCUAUACACUGGUAGAUGCAACAAAUUCAGACUUUCAUUUGUUGUAAAGUUGUAAAGUAUUGUGAUGUCACCAGUUUCCCUUCAUUUCCACAUCCCCCUAACAUCUGAUUCACAACUUAAUAUAUGUUGUAAAAAAAAUAAAAAAGUUUAAAAAAAACUUAAAAAAAAAGGCAAGAAAGAAAGAAAAGGAGGAGGAAGACACAAGAGGAAAUAAAAACUCUUGAUUACAUAUGGUAAUAAAACCAGACUGUUCUACCUUA
Messenger RNA from Strigops habroptila (Kakapo), 7775 nucleotides. RefSeq names its product semaphorin 6A (gene SEMA6A). Lineage: Eukaryota; Metazoa; Chordata; Aves; Psittaciformes; Psittacidae. Bases 1671 to 4805 code for a protein of 1044 amino acids. Gene Ontology annotation, biological process: semaphorin-plexin signaling pathway; axon guidance; positive regulation of neuron migration. The transcript has 23 exons. Gene Ontology annotation, molecular function: chemorepellent activity; semaphorin receptor binding. The record is from RefSeq and is a predicted model, not a curated record.